AUGGCAGCACAACCAGCCAGCACCAACGACCGCCGUAUUACUAGAUUAUCAAUAUCAACCACCACCACAACCCUCACCCCGAGUACAAAAGCAUACGCCACUCCUCCUACUUCGCGAACUAUACCUUCGUCUUCAUCAACUUCUGCUGUAGCUUCCGCUCUGGUUGAGUUUGCUUCCCUCGCAGUCGAGGUGCCUCGCUCUCCUCAACAACAAGAAGUCGCCCUUCAGACUGCCGAACGUUGUUCUCAAAAUGCUUCUCAGUCAGCAGAACUUCGCUCCGUGAUUGUCACUCGGUCUACGGAACAUCGUUCACUGACAGCCGCCCAGUUGACAGAACCUCGCCCUCGAGCUUCCACGCGGUCACCAAGGACCAACAGACGAGACGACGAGAAGCAACAGGAUUCUCGUAAAAGUGGCACCAAGGUUCCCUCGGACUCGGUGGACAGAUUGGUCAAAGGUAUAGGCGCCGUCCAGAUACACCAAGCCUCCGCUUCGAGACACUCACAAACAACAUCACCACCAAUACCAGCAACUCCAACAAAUCAGAAAAGAGGUCGAUCCGACUACGAGCAGGAGAAUUCGAUUGAAGAACGUCUCGCAAAGCUGUAUGUGGGUCCUCUACCACCAACAUCAACAUUAACAUCGGCUUCAGCAUCAGCAUCGACAUCGACCCCCCCAGUAACACCAUUAUCGACAACAACAACAGCCAUGACGAUCUGCACAUCGAUGUCGCACAACCGUCCCGCAAAGACUUCCCCCAAGGGUAAUGAACGCAGCGAAUCACAACUGAAACCAUGGAUGGACAGUCUUGACAUAGCGCUGCAUACCCUGAGAGCAGCACGCAAGCUGGUCGUUGCUGCCCUUGCUUGUGACUCGCAUCGACGCCAUGACAUAUAUAUGCAGUGCGAAUAUGCACAUACGCAGUAUACACACGAACAUAUCCAAUACCUAUCCGUACAGUUAACGAACCCGGCGAGGAUCGAGUACCAACGAAGGUACGAGCAAGCGAGGUUCGAGUAUUUACAAAUGUACGAGCAGAUGAUGGACGAAUCUCAACAAAAGUUCGAGCCGUCGAUGACCGAGGCUCAACGAAGGUACGAGAAUGCGUGGAUCGAGUUCCAACGACAGUACGAGAAGGAGUGGAUCAAUUGGAAUCGAGGGUACGACAAGGCGUGGGCCGAGUCUCAACGAAAGUACGAGAAGGCGUGGAUCGAGUUUCAACGAAAGUACGACAUGGUGGUAAUCGAGUCUCAACGAAGGUACGAGAAGGCGUGGAUUGACUGUCAGCGAAGGUACGACAAGUCGUGGACCGAGUUUCAACGAAUGUACGACAAGGCGUGGAUCAAGUCUCAACGAAAUUACAAAAAUGAGUGGCACGAGUUUCAACGAAAGUGCAGGCAGGCGACGAUGGAGUCUCAACAAAAGUACAAGCAGGCGAUCACCGAGUCUCAACGAAAGUACGUGCAGGCGUCUGAACACCGCAAAAAGUCGAUACAGGAUGCGCGUAACAAACCAGCACAACAACAUCAGCAGGUAUCACAAUCGUACCAUCAAACGUCGCCACAACAUAAGCAAGGACUCGAGGAGGUCGAUGACAAGUCUUCCCGUCCGUUGUUGUCGAAGGAUGCGGACACCGUACCGAGUUCUUUACCGGAAUCUGAGAGUAGCGGCAGUCGAGAAGACGGGGACAAGACAUCAGAGGGUCAUGGGAGGAGGAGGAAGCGGGUCAAGCACGACGACAUCAAGAAGGAGCCUGUUGACGAAACAAUGUCCGACGCCGCCACCGCCAGCGCAUCCUUCUCCACUAUCACCAGUACGGCAUCCACUACCUCGAGCUUUUCAACCUCAUCUGGCCACACUGUCGCUGAUGUGACUCUCGACAUGCAAAACAAGCUGAACUUCAACCCUACCACCGCCAUCUUUCAAUAA
Molecule: messenger RNA, 1929 nt
Organism: Linnemannia hyalina
Lineage: Eukaryota; Fungi; Mortierellomycota; Mortierellomycetes; Mortierellales; Mortierellaceae
Source: the annotation of a GenBank genome assembly